Messenger RNA from Nematolebias whitei (Rio pearlfish), 1653 nucleotides. RefSeq names its product ubiquitin specific peptidase 14 (tRNA-guanine transglycosylase) (gene usp14). The transcript is spliced from 16 exons. Gene Ontology annotation, molecular function: protein binding; cysteine-type deubiquitinase activity; proteasome binding. The record is from RefSeq and is a predicted model, not a curated record. Lineage: Eukaryota; Metazoa; Chordata; Actinopteri; Cyprinodontiformes; Rivulidae. Gene Ontology annotation, biological process: proteasome-mediated ubiquitin-dependent protein catabolic process; regulation of proteasomal protein catabolic process; protein deubiquitination. The coding region runs from base 126 to 1595 and encodes 489 amino acids.
GUGUUGUUGCAGCGUCAUCCUGUUUGAAUGAAGUUCUGGCUGAGAACUAGCCAACUCUUGGUUUGCGCCCCAGCAAACUGAAACAGGAAAAAAAUUGAUCCCGAGGAAGUGAAAUAUUGCCAACCAUGCCGGUGUUUACAGUCAAUGUGAAAUGGGGCAAAGAGAAGUAUGAUGCAGUAGAGCUGAACACCGAGGAACCACCCAUGGUUUUCAAGGCUCAGCUCUUCGCCCUGACAGGAGUUCAGCCUGACAGACAGAAGGUUAUGGUAAAAGGAGGCACCCUGAAGGAUGAUGAGUGGGGAAACAUUAAAUUGAAAAAUGGAAUGACGCUGCUGAUGAUGGGCUCUGCAGAAGCCCUGCCCGAGGAGCCUGUUGUUCGGCCCAUGUUUGUAGAGGAUAUGACUGAGGAGCAGCUGGCCUCAGCGAUGGAGCUCCCUUGUGGACUGACAAACUUGGGCAACACGUGCUACAUGAACGCCACGGUGCAGUGCCUCCGCUCCGUGCCAGAGCUUAAAACGGCGCUCAGGAAGUAUUCAGGUGCUCUGCGAUCCUCGGGGGCGAAUGCACCUGCACAAUACAUCACAGCUGCUCUUCGUGAUUUAUAUGAGACUAUGGACAAGACCUCUUCCAGCCUCCCACCCAUAAUUUUGCUGCAGUUUCUUCACAUGGCCUUUCCACAGUUCGCUGAGAAGGGAGACCAAGGACAGUACCUCCAGCAGGAUGCUAACGAGUGCUGGGUUCAGAUGAUGAGAGUGCUUCAACAAAAGUUAGAACCUCUAGAUCCAGAGACUGCCAUGGAGACUGAAUCUGAGAGCGGAGCUGCUUCUUCAAAGAAGAACUUCAUUGACCAGUAUUUUGGUGUAGAAUUUGAAACUACCAUGAAAUGCACAGAGUCUGAGGAAGAAGAGCCAAUAAAGGGCAAGGAGAGCCAGCUCCAGCUCAGCUGCUUCAUCAACCAGGAAGUCAAGUAUCUUGCAACAGGUCUAAGGCUGAGGCUGCAGGAAGAGAUCACGAAAAUGUCUCCAUCCUUGAACAGAAAUGCUCAGUACAUAAAAUCCUCCAAACUUAGCCGUCUCCCUGCUUACUUGACUGUUCAGAUGGUCCGAUUUUUCUACAAAGAGAAAGAAUCCGUCAACGCCAAAGUUCUCAAGGAUGUUAAGUUCCCUCUGAUGUUGGACGUCUAUGAGCUGUGCACCGCUGAGCUGCAGGAGAAAAUGCUGCCAGUUAGGUCAAAGUUUAAAGAAAUGGAGGACAAAAAGCUGGAGAAACAGCAGCAAAAGUUGUUGAAGAAGCCAGAUGCAAGAAAGGAAGUGAAAUAUGAGCCUUUCUCUUUUGCGGAUGACCUUGGUUCAAACAACAGCGGCUACUUCGACCUGCAGGCUGUGCUGACUCACCAAGGUCGCUCCAGCUCCUCGGGUCACUACGUGGGCUGGGUCAAGAGGAAAGAAGAUGAGUGGAUCAAGUUUGACGACGACAAAGUGAGCGUGGUCUCCCCUGAGGACAUCCUGCGCCUGUCAGGGGGGGGGGACUGGCAUAUAGCAUAUGUUCUACUUUACGGGCCCCGCCGGCUGGAACUACUUGAAGACGAACAGUAGCUGGUGGGAGAGUUCUCCAAACACACGUACAGAUUGCCAUUUCCAAGCACUGUCUGCA